This is a messenger RNA of Kluyveromyces marxianus DMKU3-1042, 543 nucleotides long. It is a transcript of the gene SND2, whose product is annotated as Snd2p. Lineage: Eukaryota; Fungi; Ascomycota; Saccharomycetes; Saccharomycetales; Saccharomycetaceae. The record is from RefSeq and is a predicted model, not a curated record. The transcript has a single exon. Gene Ontology annotation, biological process: vacuolar protein processing. Gene Ontology annotation, cellular component: intracellular membrane-bounded organelle. Bases 1 to 543 code for a protein of 180 amino acids.
AUGGCUGGAAAAUCAUCAAAGAAGAUCGCUGCCAAGAAUGCUGCAAUUCUAAAGCAAUUGGACGUGCUUGUCGUUACUGUAUUGUCACUUACCAUACUUAGAAAGCUUUUCACGAAUGGAUUGUCGUCUUGUAUCAAGCCCCUCAUUUUUAAUGUGCCGAUGCUAGUGUGCUUCUACAUUCUUGAAAAGUCGGGGAGACCUAAGUACGAAGUGAGUGAUGCAACUCAUGGUAAAUACAAGCUAGUUAGCGAAGGUUUGGAUUUAGAAUCUGGAGGAUUGACUGAGUACAUGUUUGAUUUCGUGUACGUGUCACUAUUCUGUAAUUUGGGAACUGUUAUUUUCAACACGAUGAAAUGGUGGUUCUUAGUAUUGAUCUGCCCCACGUUCAUUUUGUAUAAACUUUAUGGAUUGAAGCAGCAGUUCUUCCCAGGGAAUAAUAAAAGACCACAUCAGGAGCAAAUGCAGGCUUCGGAACCCUCCAAGUCCAAGAGACAACAAAAGAAGGAGAAGCGUGGUGACAAAGCACAAGUAAAAUACCGAUAG